This is a messenger RNA of Volvox carteri f. nagariensis, 696 nucleotides long. RefSeq lists its product as uncharacterized. The coding region runs from base 1 to 696 and encodes 231 amino acids. The transcript has 2 exons. The record is from RefSeq and is a predicted model, not a curated record. NCBI's taxonomy places the organism in Eukaryota, Viridiplantae, Chlorophyta, Chlorophyceae, Chlamydomonadales, Volvocaceae.
AUGCAGCCAACUGAGACCUCACAGAAGGAAGAGUGGAUGACAAUGAUUAUAUGGCGCGGCUGCCUAGCACGUCUUUCGGUUCUGCAAAUGCAACUACCCUUGCUGCUACCCCUACAAGUAGCACUGCUGUGCUUCAUCUUAUUACUACCGCCGUCAGUGGCUGCGCAAGGACCACUGCCGUCAUCGCCACCACCCCCUCCCCCCCCACCCUUCACCAACAUCGCCAUCGGGAAGACCAUAUACGCAUCAUCCCAGUUUUCCAGCCAAUACGCUCCCGUCAAUGCCAUUGAUGGAAUCAUUCCCUCAGCGGGCAGCAACAGCAGCACCUUCAUCAGCGCAAACGGUACGGGCGAAUGGCUAGUGAUCGACUUUGGUGAAGCGAUGACCAUCUCCAGUAUAGCUCUAUACCACCGCAGAGACUGCUGCGGCCAGGAGCUUGUGAAUGCUGAGUUCAGGCUUGGAGGUGCCGCCGUUCUCCUAUCGGAUGCGAGCAACUACUUUUAUAAUUACCGUCUCGAUAAUGCAUCAUCCGGACCUGGCACGACUGGCGGCGUAAUCCUCCUUAACCUCAACCCGCCUAGAACCGGUCGCACUCUUUUGGUUCGGAACAGCAACGUCAACCCAAGCCCAUAUGUAAGGUUGGCGAUGGCGGAGCUGCAGGUUUACGGCAUGCCUGCAGGUAAUAAUCAAGAUUGA